Molecule: messenger RNA, 2264 nt
Organism: Amaranthus tricolor (Joseph's coat)
Lineage: Eukaryota; Viridiplantae; Streptophyta; Magnoliopsida; Caryophyllales; Amaranthaceae
Product: probable sulfate transporter 3.5
Exons: 12
Coding region: 77-2002 (641 amino acids)
Biological process (GO): transmembrane transport
Cellular component (GO): membrane
Molecular function (GO): secondary active sulfate transmembrane transporter activity
Source: RefSeq, a predicted model, not a curated record
CUUUCUUCACCAGUUCACCUCUCUUCUCCUCCCCUUCCCCUAUUCUCAGAAUUUACCCCAAAAAAAAAAAAAAAAAAUGGAAUUUGAAAAUUUUGAUCCCACCCACAAUGUGAACUUUGCAAAGACAAGAAAUUUUGGUGAGAAAAUAAAAACUGAUCUUACAGAAACAUUCUUCCCAGAUGAUCCUUUUAAAGGAUUCAGUGAGGAAUCUCCAAAAAAAAGAUUAAUAAAGGGGAUUAAAUAUUUUGUACCAAUAUUUGAAUGGUUACCUUCAUAUAAUUUUAGGCUUUUUAGGUAUGAUUUUCUUGCUGGUGUAACCAUUGCUAGUCUUGCUAUUCCUCAAGGUAUCAGUUAUGCCAACCUUGCCAGAAUUCCUCCUGUCAUUGGCCUUUAUUCAAGUUUUGUGCCACCAUUUAUAUAUGCUGUAUUUGGGAGCUCAAAGAACUUAGCAGUUGGAACAGUGGCGGCUUGCUCAUUGCUCAUAGCCAAUACUAUUGGAGGAACAGUCUCGCCAACUGAAAAUCCAACUUUAUACCUCAACUUGGUCUUCACUGCGACUUUUAUUUCUGGGAUCAUUGAAACUGCUUUGGGUGUUUUAAGGCUAGGAAUUCUAGUGGAUUUCUUAUCACAUUCAACUAUUACUGGGUUUAUGGGAGGAACAGCAGUGAUAAUAAUUUUGCAACAGUUAAAGGGAUUUUUGGGAUUAAAGCAUUUUACUACUAAGACUGAUGUAAUCUCUGUAAUCAAAACAUUGUUCAGCCACAGAAAUGAGUGGCAUUGGGAGAGUGCAGUUGUUGGCAUAAUCUUCCUUGCUUUCUUACAGUUCACCAGAUACGUGAAAAACAAGAGGCCAAAGCUAUUUUGGAUUUCAGCAAUGGCUCCUUUAGUGGUUGUUAUAACAGGGGGUCUUUUUGCUUACCUUGCUCAUGCCGAGAAAUUUGGUAUUGACAUUGUUGGACAGUUGAAGAGAGGGAUUAACCCGCCUUCAGUGAACAGAUUGAACUUUGAUCUAAAGUACAUUGCUGCACCAAUUAAAGCCGGAAUCAUAACUGCCGUCUUAGCCCUUGCUGAAGGAAUAGCCAUUGGUAGGAGUUUUGCCAUUAUGAAAAAUCAGCAAACUGAUGGUAACAAAGAGAUGAUCGCUUUCGGCAUCAUGAACAUUGUUGGUUCUUUUACUUCUUGCUACUUGACUACAGGGCCAUUUUCGAAGACGGCUGUAAAUUUCAAUGCAGGAUGCAAAACACAAAUGUCAAACGUAGUAAUGGCAAUAAUAAUGAUGCUUACGUUGUUAUUGUUGGCACCAUUGUUUAGCUACACUCCUAUGGUUGCACUCUCUGCAAUUAUCAUGUCCGCUAUGUUUGGUCUUAUUGAGUAUGACAAAGCGAUUCACCUCUUCAAAGUUGAUAAAUUUGAUUUUUCCAUUUGCAUGCUUGCUUUCUUUGGAGUUACCUUCAUUAGCAUGGACGUUGGACUUGCCCUCUCGAUUGCAUUAGGAAUUAUAAGGGCACUACUAUACACAGCAAGGCCAAGAACUUGUAAGUUAGGGAACAUUCCAAGUACAAACCUUUACCGAGACAUGGAGCAAUAUCCUGAUGCACAAAGGACACCAGGAAUCCUUAUUCUUCAACUAGGCUCCCCAAUUCUCUACUCUAACAAUACUUAUAUUAGAGAAAGGGUUCUAAGAUGGAUUAGAGAUGAAGAAAUUGAUAAAGAUAAUCAAGGGGAUUCAGUGGAGCACCUUAUUUUGGAAAUUGGAGGGGUGACAACUACAGACAUGACCGGAAUUGAAGCAUUAUAUGAGUUGAAAAGACUUCUAGUUGCAAAAAAUAUUGAGUUGUCAUUGGUAAACCCAAGGAUUGAAGUCAUGGAGAAAUUGAUAGCUUCCAAGUUCAUUGAUGUAAUUGGCAAACAAUAUGUGUAUUUGUCAAUUGAUGAUGCAGUUGAGUCUUGCAGAUUUAGACUUAGUGGCCCAAAUAAAUGUAAUGGACGGGAUCAACCAUAAAUCUUUUAUACUCUUUGGGCUUAGAUAAAUUUUGAAAUCUUUAAAUGUAAAAUUAAACAUGGGCUUCUAGUAUUUGUUAUUAUAGACGACCCAAUAUAUUUAAAUGGGCCUUAACGAAUGAAUUUUCCUUAAUCCUCUCUUAUAAAAACAGGGGAGAAAUAAGGAAGAAAUUGAAAGUCACUUGUGUUUGUUGUAUUAUAUUAUUCUUGGAAGGCAAUAUCAAUAUUAUAUCUCCUAUUUUAGUAACAGAAAAACUUGUAUG